Molecule: messenger RNA, 2979 nt
Organism: Scaptodrosophila lebanonensis
Lineage: Eukaryota; Metazoa; Arthropoda; Insecta; Diptera; Drosophilidae
Product: aminopeptidase N-like
Exons: 6
Coding region: 64-2832 (922 amino acids)
Biological process (GO): peptide catabolic process; proteolysis
Cellular component (GO): cytoplasm
Molecular function (GO): peptide binding; zinc ion binding; metalloaminopeptidase activity
Source: RefSeq, a predicted model, not a curated record
UCAUACUGGUCGCAUUCGUCUUUGGAUUAUUCCGUCUAUUGCUGCUGUCAACUCGCCUCGUUAAUGGCGAUCAGUAUGCAGCUACUUGUGCUGCUCUUGACCUUUCUGGUGGCGGCGACAGCGGUCAGCUACAACCACUACCGCCUGCCCACUUCACUGCGCCCCCAGAAAUAUAAUUUGCGGGUGCUCACCCAAUUGGAGGAUCCCGCGAACUUGCGCUUUGAGGGCGAUGUCACCAUACUGAUCGAGGCUCUGGAGGAUACCAAGAACAUAACGCUGCAUGCCAAGAAUCUCACCAUUGACGAGUCACUGAUUAAGCUGCGCGAGAUCAAUGGCGAUCGACAGAUAUGCAUCGCCUCCACCGAGGUGAAUACUGUCCAUGAUUUCUAUAUAAUGCACACGUGCCAGGAAUUGUUAGCGGGCAGUACCUUUGAGCUGACACUUCCGUUCAAUUCUGAGCUAAAUCGUCAGCUAGAGGGCUACUACAGGAGCUCCUAUCAGGAUGCUAAUGAGACGAGGUGGCUAUCCAUUACACAAUUCGAGCCAGCAUCCGCACGUUUGGCCUUCCCCUGCUUUGAUGAGCCCAACUUCAAGGCACCAUUUGUCGUCACCUUGGGCUACCAUAAGAAGUACAUUGGUCUGAGCAACAUGCCUGUUAAGGAAACCAAAACACAUGAAUCCAUUGCUGACUAUGUGUGGUGCGAGUUUGAAGAGUCGGUGCCCAUGUCAACCUAUCUGGUUGCCUAUUCUGUGAACGACUUCAGCCAUAAGCCAUCGACACUCCCGAACAGCACACUCUUCCGCACCUGGGCACGCCCCAAUGCCAUUCAACAGUGCGACUAUGCAGCCGAGUUCGGUCCCCAGGUGUUGAAUUACUAUGAGGAGCUGUUCGGCAUUAAGUUCCCGUUGCCGAAAAUCGAUCAAAUAGCCAUUCCAGAUUUUAGUGCCGGAGCUAUGGAGAAUUGGGGCUUGGUCACCUAUCGUGAGAUUGCUUUGCUCCACUCGGACGCCCACUCGUCCUUGGUGGACAAGCAGCGUGUGGCAUCGGUCAUAGCCCAUGAAUUGGCCCAUCAAUGGUUCGGUAAUCUGGUGACCAUGAAAUGGUGGACAGAUCUGUGGCUCAACGAGGGCUUCGCCACCUACGUUGCCAGCUUGGGUGUGGAGAAAAUAAAUCCAGAAUGGCGCUACCUGGAGAAGGAGUCGUUGAACAAUCUGCUUACAAUAUUCCGUAAAGAUGCUCUAGAGAGCAGUCACCCAAUCUCGCGGCCUAUUCAAGAGGUUGCUGAAAUAUCGGAGAGUUUCGACUCCAUCUCUUAUCAGAAGGGUUCCACGGUGCUGCGCAUGAUGCACAUGUUCUUGGGUGAGGACUCCUUCCGAUCGGGCCUGCAGAGCUAUUUGCAAGAGUACUCCUACAAUAAUGCCGAUCAGGACAAUCUUUGGGAGUCCCUUACAGAAGCUGCUCACAAAUACCGCGCUCUGCCCAAAAGUUACGACAUCAAAUCGAUUAUGGAUUCCUGGACAUUACAAACAGGAUAUCCUGUCAUCAAUGUCACACGUAACUAUAAAGCCAACAGCGCAAAAUUGAGCCAGGAGCGCUAUUUUUUGAACACCCAGAUUUCUCGGGCCCAUCGGAACAACUGUUGGUGGGUGCCUCUGAGCUAUACCUCACAGUCAGAGUCAGACUUCCAGAAUACCGCCCCCAAGGCUUGGCUGGAGUGCGGCAAAGCGGGCGAAACGCUACCCAAGACCAUAGAAAAUAUGCCGAACGAGAAUGAGUGGGUCAUCUUCAACACCCAGGUAACAUCGCUCUACAAAGUGAACUACGACGAACAGAACUGGAAGCUGCUCAUUGAGACACUCACCAAUGGCGAAUUCGAACGAAUUCACGUCAUCAACAGAGCACAACUCAUCAAUGAUGCCCUCUAUCUGGCCUGGACCGGCGAACAGGACUAUGAGAUAGCGAUGCGUCUGAUCGAGUAUCUGCAACGGGAACGCGAAUAUUUACCUUGGAAGUCGGCUUUCGAAAACCUGAAGCGUGUGGGUCGCAUUGUGCGACAGACGCCCGACUUUGAGUUCUUCAAGCGUUACAUGCGAAAACUGAUUACGCCCAUUUACCUGCACUUGGGCGGUCUGAACGACACAUUCGCCAGCAUAGAGCAACAGGAUGACAUAUUGCUGAAAACUUUGGUGGCCAACUGGGCGUGUCAGUAUCAGGUUGAGGACUGUGUGCCACAUGCCCAGGAGUAUUUCCGUGAAUGGCGCGAAUCGCCCAAUCCGGAUGAAACGAAUCCGGUGCCGAUAAAUCUACGGAACACCGUCUAUUGUACGUCCGUGCGGAAUGGUAACGAGGACGACUGGCAGUUCCUGUGGACACGCUACAAGAAAUCAAAUGUGGCCGCUGAGAAGCGCUCCAUUCUCACAUCGCUGGGUUGUUCGCGGGAGGUCUGGUUGCUCCAAAGAUUCCUGGAGUUGGCUUACGAUCCAACCGAUGCCAUACGUAAGCAGGACUCUAUGUGGGCCUUCCAGGCGGUGGCUUCCAAUGAGAUCGGUUUCCAUUUGGCCAAGAACUAUUUCAUGGCCAAUGUCGACUCGCUCUAUAAAUUCUACCAUCCAAUUACUAAGGAUAUGUCGCGACUGCUGCCUCCGCUCUCAGAGCAGAUAAUCAGCCAAAGCGAUUUUGACAAUUUCAAGGCUUUCAUCAAAGAGAACCGGAAAUCGCUAAAGGGUCUGGACCAAGCCCUACAGCAAACCCUCGAGACCAUUCUGACCAAUGUGCAAUGGAAGGAGCGCAACUAUCAUCAGUUGACACGCUCCAUUCAGCUGCUGCUCUAGGUCCUGCGACCAGCCAGGGCCACUGAGUUGCCACCAAUCUCAUUUCUGCAUUUUCAACACUGCACACCAGCUCAUUCAAAAUUGUUUAAAUAUAGGAAAGAUGUACAUUUAAAUGUUCCGAAUAAACUAACUAUAUAGUACCAACUA